AGUGGACGCAAAAGCAUAUUUUUGGCACAAAUGGCCCCCCGUACAGCCCGGCCUCAGUCAGACUCCACUGACCCCAAUGUAAAUUGAGUUUGAGAACCCUGAUUUAGACUAAAGGGUGAAGCAUAACUAGAUGCAUGAUCACCCUCUGCUGGAACAUAAAACAACAACAAGCUUUUAUUGACUUUUUAAAGUCUUAUUUUCAUAAAUAUGUGGAUCUUGUAGAAGAAGUUCACCUGAAGUUGUCAUAUUUUUCAUCAACUAAAACAAAAAGUCAAACUGCUGCUGUUUUGUUUAUCCCUUCUGGUUUCUGUAUGACUGAUAGUAAACUGAUGUCAUAUAAUCUUAUCUGAUCUUAUUCAGAGGUGAAGAGGAUCACCUAGAAACUAGGUGUCGUCAUGGCAAAACAAAAUCAUUGGAUUUUUUUUUUUUAGUAAGAAUGUGUCUCCUGACAUCAUCUCUGACAAAACGAAGAACAAUUUGUUUCUCUCGAAUGACGUCACGCCUGUAAAAUGUUUGCUAUGUGACUCCAGAGUACCUGUUAAAGGAUCUUCCAGGACAUAUUUUAAGUUAAUCACCAAACUGUGCUCAUCCUUUCAUUCAGAUUUUAAAAACUUCAGUUUUUGCGUCUAAAAAAAGAAAACAAAAAAGGGACGUUGUGGUUUGUGGGCCGUCUGACACCGUUGCAGAACAUUGUGCAACACUUUGUGUCACAAGCCACUCCUUUUACAUGCUCCGCCCCCCUACAAGUGGUAGUUACAGUAAAGCCACCACCUAAGUCAGAUUCCAGCAGUGAUACAUGAAAUUAUCUGCUGUGCAGCUCGAGUCUUCACUGAAAUGUUGCUGACACUUUUAUUGCUUCUGAAUGGAUUGUUUAUCGUGUAUCUGCUUUGCUUCAGUCGAACAAGACAGCAUAAAGAGCCUCCUCUGGAUAAAGGGCUCCUGCCGUGGUUGGGACACGCUCUGGAGUUUGGAAAAGAUGCCCUGAAGUUUCUGACCCGAAUGAAAGAAAAACACGGAGACAUUUUUACUGUUCGUGUGGCUGGCCAAUAUGUGACCAUACUGUUGGAUCCAAACUCCUUCGAUAGCGUCCUGCAUGAUACAGUUUCUCUGGACUUCCGCCGCAUUCGAGGCCAGGUCGUUCAGAAGAUUUUUGGUCUACAAGUGCCAAGUAACAUGCAAACAUCAGAGAGGAAAUGGAUGGAAGUGCAUUUCAAGGGAGUCAAUCUCAUUGAGCUCAACAGCUCCAUGAACAUUCAUCUUCGGAAUUUGGUCCUGAAUGCCGGCAAAACCUGCGGCGAGUGGCAACAAGAGGGCCUCUUCAGCCUCUGCUACAGCCUCCUCUUUAGAGCCGGUUACUUGACAUUGUUCGAGGGAAGCGAUAAUGCUGCUGCUGUCUACCAGGAGUUUCGCAACUUUGACGAUCUUCUCACCAAACUGGCUCGCGGUUCACUCAAGCGUGAUGAAAAGAAAUCAGUCGAUACAUCCCAGGAAAAACUACUGAGGUUCCUGUCCUCACAGAGAGGAAUGGAGCCCUGGAAACGAAGCUACCAAAACUUCCUGAACAAAGAAGGCGUCGCUGAAGAAAUGCAAGCUAAAGCUCUGCUGCUGCAGCUGUGGACCACACAGUGCAACGCCGGACCUGCCGCCUUUUGGUUCCUGGGCUUCCUGCUCACUCACCCUGAGGCCAUGGAGGCUGUGAGGUCAGAGGUCAGGGGUCUCUCCCUGAAGCAUCCUUCCAGCACACCUGUUUUUGACAGCGCUCUGAGUGAGACCCUCCGGCUGACCGCUGCAGUGAUGAUCAGGAGAGAAGUGGUGCAGGACAAGACGCUGGUGAUGGCCAACGGGCAGGAGUACCGGCUCAGACGUGGGGACAGAGUCUGUCUGUUUCCCCUGCUCGGUCCUCAGAUGGACCCACAGAUUCACCCAGAACCACAGAGUUUCAAGUAUGAUCGUUUCCUGAAUGAAGACAGGACCGUGAAGAACACGUUUCACAAAAAUGGAGAACAAGUGAGAUACCACACCUUGCCCUGGGGAGCAGGAAGGAGCAGCUGCGUCGGGAAGGAGUUUGCUGUUAAUGCUAUAAAGCAAUUUGUGUUCUUGCUCCUGACCCAUCUUGACCUGGAGCUCUGCGACCCGGAGGCUAACCUUCCACCAGUGAAUCCCAGUCGCUAUGGUUACGGGAUGCUGCAGCCGGAAGGAGACCUGCAGGUCCGAUUCAGACUGAAGAGAAUCCUUCCUGAAAUGUGAGGCGUCGAUGUUCGCACUGAAGAACUUUUGAAGGAAAAUGAAGCACUUCUGUUUUCAUAUAUUUAACACCCAAUAUGUAUAUAUUUUAUUUAAAAUAUGAGAAAAAAAGUCAUAUUUAAUGGAAAAAAGCAAAAUAUUACUAUAAACAUGGAUAAAUAUUUGUAUUUAUGCAACAUUUCUCACAUCUAGACUGUUAUAGAAGGAAUAUUAUGUUUGUUUUUCCCAAGGAAAAUGCGUCAUGCAUCAUAUUUAGUGAGAAAAAAUAUGGAGUCAAAAGUAAACACACUGACCUACAUGAUGAGCACUUUUCUAUUAUCUCAGGGAUGUUGGAUUACAAAUCACAACUCCUGCAAAAAUACAUUCUGAAGUCAUUUGUUUGCUUAAAAUCGCUUUUUUCACAAUAUGUUUUUUCCUGUAAUUUUGAGACAAAUUCAGUUUUUAGGCAUAAAAAAUCCAAACCUUUAAAAUGCUUUUUUUUAAUGAUAUUAUUAUUUUUUUUAAAGACGUGUGCCAGUUACUGUAAAUUAAAUCGUAUCCAUUCACAAUAUUUCAUUUUGUGAAACUUCAAUGAUCAAAAGCAUCUUUUCUUGUGUAUUUAUUUGUUUGUUUUGCUACCGUUUGUUGAUCUGGUCUGUUUUUCUUUUUGUGAAGCACUUUAUAUGUUUUAUUGAAGGUGCACUUCUAGCUAAGUUGAUAUUGUUGUAGCUACUGAGGCUCUACACAUUUUUGUCUUAAAGGGACCGCUGUGUUUUACAAUGGACUGUAAUUGUGUAAUUGUAAUUGUGCAAUGGAGGGUUUAUUUACUUAUUUAUUUGUUUUUGUAGUAAACAUUUGGAGAACACACUGAGCAGCUUUUCGGGUGUAUGAUUUACAGACUUAAAAUAGAAUCUGAUGUAGCAUUUCGUUGUUGGUUUCUUUUCAAAAUCCAGUUCUGUCAUUGGUCGAGACUUGCAUGGAGCUGUGAUGUCACAGGUUCUAGAGGUGUCUUCGUCACAACUCUCAAGUCUUGUUCUGGAUUUUCACAUUGUGUAUCUGAGGUGUAGUUGGAGCAAAGCACACCGCAGACAUUUCAUGAUUUGCUUUAUGUGACUCUGUCGCCUGAGCAAAUAAAUUAUUUUAAAUAAAGAUUUGGUCUGAGUUUAUUUUUAAAGUUCCACUCCGAUCAUUUUUUGAUCUAUUUUGAAUGUGUUUCCAGUGUUUUUUAUGCUAUAAUUAUGUUGUUUUUAGGACAUAGUUUCUACAGAGCACCAAGAGUUCAUCAGAAAUUCUCCUUUGAGUUGUGGACGGGUCUGUUGAUGUGGAAUAAUGAUUUCCCCAUUUCCCAUCAUCCAUCUGUGUACACGCUCACCCACUAUCUUACAGCCCCUCACACCCCAACCUAACAUUAUGAGUGUGUGUUGAAAACACAGAGAAUACAGUUUGGUCUUUAAAGUCCAUAUUCUUGUCCUAGUCUGUGUGUCUGGUUGCUGUUUGCAGGUAAAGUUCUGAAAGUCUUUAUUGUUGCUUUUACAUGUUUUUUAUUUUAUUUUAUUUUUAUUUUAUUGUAAUCUA
This is a messenger RNA of Oryzias melastigma (Indian medaka), 3798 nucleotides long. Its product is annotated as prostacyclin synthase. Gene Ontology annotation, molecular function: monooxygenase activity; iron ion binding; heme binding. The transcript is spliced from 10 exons. The record is from RefSeq and is a predicted model, not a curated record. Gene Ontology annotation, biological process: prostaglandin biosynthetic process. Bases 835 to 2247 code for a protein of 470 amino acids. Lineage: Eukaryota; Metazoa; Chordata; Actinopteri; Beloniformes; Adrianichthyidae.